This is a messenger RNA of Eruca vesicaria subsp. sativa (arugula), 1547 nucleotides long. Lineage: Eukaryota; Viridiplantae; Streptophyta; Magnoliopsida; Brassicales; Brassicaceae. The record is from the annotation of a GenBank genome assembly.
GGCUUCUCCGUCCACUCCACUCCUCUAAAUCUCUCAGAUCUCUCUCUCUCUCACUGUGAUUCAUCGAGAUAGCAACAAUGGCGGUUUCAUCUUCAUCGUUUCUAUCAACACCUUCUCUCUCCAACUCCAAAUCCAAAUCCACCAUCUCAUUCUCUUCCUCCAUCUCAUCCUUCCGCCACGUCGUCUUCCGCUCCUCGACUACUACGCCCUCUCACCGAAGAGCAAUGACGGUGCGAUCCAAGAUUCGAGAGAUCUUCAUGCCGGCGCUAUCCUCCACCAUGACGGAAGGCAAAAUCGUCUCCUGGAUCAAAACCGAAGGCGAGAAACUCUCCAAGGGAGAGAGCGUCGUCGUCGUCGAGUCCGAUAAAGCCGAUAUGGACGUUGAGACGUUCUACGACGGUUACCUCGCCGCGAUCGUCGUCGGAGAAGGCGAAUCGGCUCCGGUAGGCGCCGCGAUCGGAUUGUUGGCGGAGACCGAGGCUGAGAUCGAAGAAGCUAAGAGCAAAGCCGCCUCGAAAUCUUCAUCAUCCUCCGCUCCAGCUGAUUCUGCGGAGGCCGUUGUUCCGUCUCCUCCUCCAGCUACUUCCUCCCCCGCUCCGGCGAUCGCUCAGCCGUCUCCGGUGACGGAGACGGUGUCGGAUGGUUUGAGGAAGACCGUGGCGACGCCGUAUGCUAAGAAGCUCGCGAAGCAGCAUAAAGUGGAUAUCGGAUCCGUUGCGGGAACUGGACCGUUCGGGAGGAUCACAGCUUCUGACGUGGAGGCGGCGGCGGGAAUAGCUCCCUCUGUGGCAUCACCACCGCCUCCUCCUCCUGCUGCUACUACACCAACAGCGAAGGCGAAAGCUUCAACCACUAACUCGCCUCCUCCAUUGCCUGGCGCCAGCAUCGUCCCAUUCACAGCAAUGCAAUCUGCAGUAUCCAAAAACAUGAUUGAGAGUCUCUCUGUGCCAACGUUCCGUGUUGGUUAUCCAGUGAACACUGAUGCUCUCGACGCACUCUAUGAGAAGGUGAAGCCAAAGGGUGUGACGAUGACUGCUUUAUUGGCUAAAGCUGUAGGGAUGGCGCUUGCGCAGCAUCCUGUGGUGAAUGCGAGCUGUAAAGAUGGGAAGAGUUUUAGUUACAACGGUAGUAUUAAUGUUGCGGUUGCUGUUGCUAUCGGUGGCGGGUUGAUUACUCCUGUUCUAGAAGAUGCGGAUAAGUUGGAUUUGUACUUGUUAUCUCAAAAAUGGAAAGAACUGGUGGGGAAAGCUAGAAGCAAGCAGCUGCAACCACAUGAAUACAACUCUGGAACUUUCACUUUAUCGAAUCUCGGUAUGUUUGGAGUCGAUAGAUUUGAUGCCAUUCUUCCUCCAGGACAGGGUGCUAUAAUGGCUGUUGGAGCUUCGAAACCAACUGUAGUUGCUGAUAAGGACGGAUUCUUCAGUGUGAAAAACAAAAUGAUGGUGAAUGUGACUGCAGAUCAUCGUAUUGUCUAUGGAGCUGAUUUGGCUGCUUUUCUUCAAACCUUUGCAAAGAUCGUUGAGAAUCCAGAUAGCUUGACCUUAUAA